AUGAGGCGAGUAUCUGCCUCUUCAUGCGUGCAAGGCACAAGUAAUCUCAUCUCCGUUUUUUCUCCGUUUUUUCAGUACUUGAUAGGAUACCAUCGCCAUAGGUAGAGUAGAUUCUCUUACCCUCGGGGUAAAAGUAUUUCCUGCUCGUGCGCAUCUUGCGCACUGGCAGGAAAAUACUAAUGUCAAAGGCGAAGGAGGCGCAGUUGGUCUCACGGAGAAUCCAUCAGCUUUGAGAAGAUGGAUGGUGAGUGGUCCUGAACUCUCCAGGAUGAUUCAAUAGUUCGAAGGUAGCAACAAUCAAACAGAGGAAAAUGACCAUCAUGAGCAGAAGUCAGGUAUCCAGAAAGCAUUCUGCAAAGACGUACUGAAUAUACUAUCUUCAUUCAAGAACUUGGCAACCCGUUCCUAG
This is a messenger RNA of Pocillopora meandrina, 409 nucleotides long. The record is from the annotation of a GenBank genome assembly. Lineage: Eukaryota; Metazoa; Cnidaria; Anthozoa; Scleractinia; Pocilloporidae.